AAUACAACUUAGCGACGUGAUAGCGACCUGAGGGUAGGCCACUUUACAUCUCCUGGUCGGGGAGGGGACGUCCGAGCUGAGACCUAAUUGAUGUGAAAGGAGCCCUGAGAAGGUAGAGCCCAGGGGAGGGGUAAGAAGGAAGAACGCCCGAGGCUGCAGGAAACUGCAAGGGCUAGAGCUCCGAGCCGGGAACCACCGAGUUCAGGGCUCGAUGUUCCACCCCGCUGGCUCCCGUGGGCCGUCGGAACCCCCGCCUCCCGCCGCUGGCUCCCGUCGGAACUCCUGCAGCCCCCAGGACAGCCCGCCCAGGAGCAACCCCCAGAAACAGAGAUGCGAGGACUCCGGCCCGGGCGGAGUCACCGGGAAGCUCGGCGGGGCCUCGCGGGCUGGCUAGGAGCCCGCCCAGAGGAGGCGCCGCGCCGAGCCGUCCCGGGCUUGGCUCGUGUGUCUCCCGCUGGAAUGUAGGCUCCAGGAGGGAGGGACUGCUUUGUCCAUCGUUGCAUUCUCGGCUAUUUCAGUACUUUCCGAGGGCCCCUUCCCGAUGGGCUGCAUGUUGGAGGUCACACGGGCAGCCAGUCGAGGAGUCCUGCCCUACACGCCGGGGCUGGGGAUAGUGCUGUGCCCCAGGAAUCAUGUAAUCAAAGGGCCGAGCUGUGUGGCCAGACCAGAGAGGCCCCUGCCCUCUUGCUGGGAGCUCUGUGGCUGUAUCAACCCUCUCCAUGCCUCCCGGUCUGGAACAGGCAUAUUAUCCUUCUCUCUGGGUUCUCUGAUAUCCAGUUUUUUGCAUGAUCCUCCCAAUCACCAUUUGAGAGAAGAGUCAGGGAUGCCAGCCCAUUUCACAGAUGAAGACACUGAGCCUCAGGGCACACAGCAAGUAGAGGCCACAGGGCUGAGGCCCAGGUCUCCUCCAGGGCCAGCCUUCUUUGCCCAACAGGGGCACAGAGCUGCCUUCUCCUCUGACCUGUGGCCACCGUCUCCCCUCACAGUGCUUAUAGGAGCCAUGAAGCUGAACGAGAGGAGUGUGGCCCACUACGCACUGAGCGACUCCCCGGCAGACCACACGGGCUUCCUGCGCACUUGGGGGGGUGCAGGGACUCCGCCGACCCCCAGUGGCGCUGGCCGAAGGUGCUGGUUUGUCCUCAAAGGCAACCUGCUGUUCUCCUUUGAGAGUAGGGAGAGCCGGGCCCCGCUGAGCCUGGUGGUGCUGGAGGGCUGCACGGUGGAGCUGGCCGAGGCUCCCGUGUCUGAGGAGUUCGCCUUCGCCAUCCGCUUCGACGCCCCUGGCGUGCGCCCACACCUGCUGGCGGCAGAUGGGCCGGCGGCCCAGGAGGCCUGGGUGAAGGCACUGUCCAGGGCGAGCUUUGGCUACAUGCGCCUGGUGGUGCGCGAGCUGGAGAGCCAACUGCGCGACGCCCGCCACAGCCUGGCCUUGCGUCGCCACUCAUCCUGGAAGGCUGGUCCCGGCCACCAAAAGCCCCAGGCUCCUGAGCGCCCGUCUCCGGGCCCAGAAAACGGCCACCCCGUCUCCAAGGAUUGCCGGCCCGAGGACCUGGUUGAAGAAAGGGGCAGCAGGCCAGCCGGCCGGGGCUUGGCCGAGUGGCAGGGCCCUGCCGGCCUCUUCCUGGGCAGGCGGCAGAGCCCCUCGCUCCCCGAGACCUCCUACUUCUCGAUGCUGCACAACUGGUACGGCCAGGAGAUCGUGGAGCUGAGGCAGAGGUGGCUGCAGAGGGCCUGGGCCAGCCGGCCGGAGCGCGAGAAUCGGGAUGGGCACUGAGCCCCGGUCCGGCGGGCAUGGCCCUUAUCCUGCCGGUCAGGACACUAGGGCCAGGGCUUUUUCCAGAUUUUAAUGAAUGUUUUUUUUUUUAAGUGACUUUUUUUUUUUUUGAGAGGAUUCUUUCUUUCCUGUUUUUUAGGCUUCCCCAGGUUCCAGAGCUACCCUUGUGCCUGGAGGGGACUGAGGAGUCAUUACUCCCAACUCCUUUAUUUCCUGAGGCCCAGGGAGGGGGAGGGCCUUGCUCAGCAGCCCCAUGGCCAGACUCAGCCUCCUCCCUCUGUGCUCGGCCCCUCUCUCAGGGGAUGCUAAUGAAAUGGAGGAAGUGGGAAAUAUUACGUGGCCGUAGGCUGCCGUGCCCUGUUACCUACACGCCCGACUCUACAACCACAACUUCCUACACAGGGAGUCUUGUGUACCUUUAGAUACCAGAAGUUGGGUGAAGUGUUAGUUCGAGGGACUGACAUUGUCAGAGAAAGUAGAUUUAUUGUUAUGGGGGUUUCUGGGGCCCAGCUCUUCCUGAGCGGUGGGGCACAGGACCCCCACUCUGCAGCUUGAGUGGGGCCCUUUGGAGGGAGAGGGCCUUCAGCCAGCAACGAGGGAUUAAUUCUGCUCGGAGAGUGUUGGGGCUCCCAGCUUCUCUCCCUGGCUGCCAUGUCUAUAGAUGGUGCUUGUCAUCGCCCCAGGAGGGGCUGGUGGCUUUUCAGCGUCAGCAGAAAUCCUUCCUGUAUUCUGUCUUCAGAUGCCAGCUCCUGGAGCUGCCAAGUGGGGAGGCCGUGUGGCUCCCUGGGGAGGCCCCUCAGUCCAGGGCAUUCUCGGAGCUUGGACACAGGCUUCCCAGCACUCUUCUCCCGACUGCCCUCCCAAAGAGCUGUUCCUGAUCCUGAACCCGGCCUGGGAACUCCUUCAGCACCCUGUUUGUCAGCCAGUGCAUGUCUGCCAAGACCCUCUCAUGGCUCCUCUCAGCGGCACGGCCCCAAGUGUUUUAUCGAUGGUUUAGGGUGUCGGCGUGUCUGGGUGGAGAGAGCCAGCAGCCAGCCCAGCCUGAGCCCUUGGGUGUGGCCGCCGUGGCCGGUCGGGGAUGCAGAGCCUGGGCCGACGGGCCCCUCUCCACACACCCAGUCGGCCCCGAGCCUCUCCGUCCCCUCUUAGCAGCUUGGGUACACGGCCCCGGGCCGGACCGGGUCUGGAGGCUUCGCGGGCCCAGGACCCCGAGGCUGACCCAGUCCCAAAGGCUUGUUUCCCAGGAGGCGGGGCGGCCGCCUACCCAGCCCCCUGCUUCAUACAGAUACCACAGCCUUUUGUUAUCGUUCUUACGGUUAUUACAGUGGUUUUUUAAUAUACGAUUAAAACACUAAGUUUUUAUUACUCA
Canis lupus familiaris (dog) is the source of this 3143-nucleotide messenger RNA. It is a transcript of the gene PHETA2, whose product is annotated as PH domain containing endocytic trafficking adaptor 2. NCBI's taxonomy places the organism in Eukaryota, Metazoa, Chordata, Mammalia, Carnivora, Canidae. Gene Ontology annotation, cellular component: early endosome; recycling endosome; trans-Golgi network. Gene Ontology annotation, biological process: retrograde transport, endosome to Golgi; receptor recycling; endosome organization. The coding region runs from base 542 to 1774 and encodes 410 amino acids. The transcript has 4 exons. The record is from RefSeq and is a predicted model, not a curated record.